AUGUCCAAACCUCCUGUAACAUGCCAUAUUCUCGAUACGACCAGUGGAAAACCAGCCGAAGGCGUCGUAUGCUCGAUCUAUAAACUGGCAAUCGACGAUUCCUCUGACGAUACACAAGUGUUGUGUGAAAAUGCCGAUGCUCCCUUUGCUUUGGCAAAAACCAACUCCGAUGGACGAAUCGCCAAUUGGAUUUUUGCACCGGAACCGUCCAAAAGACAGCUUUUGAAAAGCCUUGGAAUCGUGGAGCAGGAUUCGGAAUCAGAACCGUUGGCCUGGGAAUCCUUGGUUCCUGGAUUUUACAAAAUUAGAUUCCAGGUAUCAAAAUACUAUGCCCGUGAAGGCAAACCCUGUUUCUUCCCCCAUGUGGAUAUUGCCUUCACGGUGACAGAUGCAAGACACUACCAUAUUCCGCUUCUUCUCAGUAGCUACGGCUACACAACUUAUCGUGGCAGCUGA
Molecule: messenger RNA, 456 nt
Organism: Lachancea sp. 'fantastica'
Lineage: Eukaryota; Fungi; Ascomycota; Saccharomycetes; Saccharomycetales; Saccharomycetaceae
Source: the annotation of a GenBank genome assembly